CAGAUCGCUGGGCUCGCAAACGUUAUUUCGGAUAGUGCGUGGUUGAGUGAAUUAACUGAGCGCGGGGUGCACAAGUACAUCUGCACCAUCCUUGUCGGUCAGCGCCGUGGGAUACAUACUCGCCGACGACGCCUGAUCCGAAGACAGGACCCUGAAGUCGUUUCCUCACCUUCUUCCAUUUUCUCUUCCUCGCCGCCAUGCACAUCUCCCAGAAGCUUGCCCAGGCAAAGGCCGAGGGCAAGCCAACCUUUUCUUUUGAGUUCUUCCCCCCAAAGACAGCCCAGGGUGUCCAAAAUCUCUACGACCGCAUGGACCGCAUGCAUGGCUUCGGUCCACAAUUCAUUGACCUCACCUGGGGAGCUGGCGGUCGCCACUCUAAACUGACCUGCGAAAUGGUCAAAGUCGCCCAGACCGUAUACGGCCUCGAGACAUGCAUGCAUCUCACGUGUACCGACAUGGAGAAGACGAAGCUCGACGAAGCCCUCCGAGACGCCUACCAAUCCGGCUGCACAAAUAUCCUCGCCCUCAGAGGUGACCCGCCGCGUGAGAGAGAAAAGUGGGAGGCUACUGCUGGAGGCUUCCGCUACGCCAAAGACUUGGUCAAAUACAUCAAGGAGAAAUACGGCAACCACUUCGACAUUGGUGUCGCGGGCUACUCAGAAGGCAGUGACGACAAUGACAAUGUCGACGAGCUCAUCGACCACCUCAAGGAGAAGGUUGAUGCUGGCGCCACCUUCAUUGUCACCCAGAUGUUCUACGAUACCGACAUCUUCAUCGACUGGGUGAACAAGGUCCGAGCCAAGGGUGUUGAUGCCGUCAUCAUUCCCGGCAUCAUGCCCAUCCACACGCACGCCUCGUUUUUGCGGAGAGCGCAAUGGACGAGGUGUAACAUUCCUCAGCACUGGACCGAUGCUCUGGAGCCAAUCAAGAAUGACGAUGUCGAAGUUCGUGAGGUUGGAAAGGGUCUUGUUGCCGACAUGUGUCGGAGGCUGAUCGAGGCGGGCAUCACGCAUCUUCACUUCUACACCAUGAACCUCGCGCAAGCCACUCGUAUGGUCCUCGAAGAACUGGAUCUGCUACCCGACCCCGGGUCGCCAUUGGAGAAGCCGCUUCCAUGGCGGCCGUCCCUCGGUCUCAACCGCCGCGACGAGAAUGUCCGCCCAAUUUUCUGGCGCAACCGCAACCGCUCCUAUGUGGCACGUACACAAGACUGGGACGAGUUUCCCAACGGUCGCUGGGGAGAUUCUCGCUCGCCUGCUUUCGGUGAGCUCGACUCUUACGGUAUUGGUCUCAAGGGGACCAACGAGCAGAACAUCAAGCUCUGGGGCACACCACUCUCGAUCAAGGACCUGUCAGAUCUCUUCGUCCGCUACAUGGAAGGAAAGCUUGAAUCUCUGCCAUGGAGUGAGCAGCCCAUUACUGGUGAAGCUACCUCCAUUCGAAACGACCUGAUCGACCUCAACCGUCGUGGUUUCUUGACCAUCAACUCUCAGCCAGCAGUCAAUGGUGCCAAGUCGUCCGACCCCACCUUUGGUUGGGGCCCACGCAACGGCUAUGUCUACCAGAAGGCGUAUCUGGAAGUCCUCGUCUCACCUGAGUACAUUGCCGAAAUCAUCACACGCAUCGAGCGCGACCCAGAGUUCACUUACUAUGCCGUAAACAAGGACGGCGAUCUCAAGACCAAUGCACCAAACGAGGGACCAAACGCCGUGACGUGGGGUGUCUUCCCAGGCAAGGAGAUUGUUCAGCCAACCAUCGUUGAAACUGUCAGCUUCCUCGCCUGGAAGGAUGAGUUUUACCGUCUGGGCCAGCAGUGGGCCAAUUGUCAUGGUGGUGCUAGUCCUUCGAGAUUCGUUAUCCAGGAUGUCGUGGAUACUUGGUACCUUCUCAACAUUGUACAUAACGACUUCCACGCCACACGUGGCAUCUUCCCUAUCUUCGAUGGCCUUCAGGUGAAGGACAUUGACAAAAAGCUUCAUAGCGUCAACAUUGAUCUGCCAGGAGCAGAGGAGACCAACGGAGCUAAUGGUACCAACGGCGCCAACGGCAAAAACAGCGAGACGAAAGAGGCCUACGGAGAGGAGAAGCAGAACCCUGGCCUCCUUGCCGUCGCCAAAGCGGCUGCCAUCGAAGUCACCAACGGCAUCAAGGGCCUCGGCGUCUCCAACUGA
Molecule: messenger RNA, 2171 nt
Organism: Parastagonospora nodorum SN15
Lineage: Eukaryota; Fungi; Ascomycota; Dothideomycetes; Pleosporales; Phaeosphaeriaceae
Exons: 4
Coding region: 198-2171 (657 amino acids)
Biological process (GO): tetrahydrofolate interconversion
Cellular component (GO): cytosol
Molecular function (GO): FAD binding; methylenetetrahydrofolate reductase [NAD(P)H] activity
Source: RefSeq, a predicted model, not a curated record